UCAGGCUUGCAGCUGUCCACUUACCCACGACAACCUGCCACACUUUCUGAGGAAACUUGUCAAAAAGAGCCCACGGCUAGAGAGCCCACGGCUAGAGAGCCCACGGCUGCUAAAGAGCCCACGGCUGCUAAAGAGCCCACGGCUGCUAAAGAGCCCACGGCUGCUAAAGAGCCCACGGCUGCUAAAGAGCCCACGGCUGCUAGAGAGCCCACGGCUGCUAGAGAGCCCACGGCUGCUAGAGAGCCCACGGCUGCUAGAGAGCCCACGGCUGCUAGAGAGCCCACGGCUGCUAGAGAGCCCACGGCUGCUAGAGAGCCCACGGCUGCUAGAGAGCCCACGGCUGCUAGAGAGCCCACGGCUGCUAGAGAGCCCACGGCUGCUAGAGAGCCCACGGCUGCUAGAGAGCCCACGGCUGCUAGAGAGCCCACGGCUGCUAGAGAGCCCACGGCUGCUAGAGAGCCCACGGCUGCUAGAGAGCCCACGGCUGCUAGAGAGCCCACGGCUGCUAGAGAGCCCACGGCUGCUAGAGAGCCCACGGCUGCUAGAGAGCCCACGGCUGCUAGAGAGCCCACGGCUGCUAGAGAGCCCACGGCUGCUAGAGAGCCCACGGCUGCUAAAGAGCCCACGGCUGCUAAAGAGCCCACGGCUGCUAAAGAGCCCACGGCUGCUAAAGAGCCCACGGCUGCUAAAGAGCCCACGGCUGCUAAAGAGCCCACGGCUGCUAAAGAGCCCAGGGCUAAAGAGCCCAGGGCUAAAGAGCCCAGGGCUAAAGAGCCCACGGCUAAAGAGCCCAGGGCUAAAGAGCCGUGA
Molecule: messenger RNA, 810 nt
Organism: Procambarus clarkii (red swamp crayfish)
Lineage: Eukaryota; Metazoa; Arthropoda; Malacostraca; Decapoda; Cambaridae
Source: RefSeq, a predicted model, not a curated record